This is a messenger RNA of Leishmania braziliensis MHOM/BR/75/M2904, 1011 nucleotides long. RefSeq lists its product as hypothetical. Gene Ontology annotation, molecular function: pentosyltransferase activity. The record is from RefSeq and is a predicted model, not a curated record. The transcript has a single exon. NCBI's taxonomy places the organism in Eukaryota, Euglenozoa, Kinetoplastea, Trypanosomatida, Trypanosomatidae. Bases 1 to 1011 code for a protein of 336 amino acids.
AUGGACGGUCAAGCCCCCUUUUUAGUGAUUCCGACGAAGCGGGGCGCAGUUCCUACGUUGACACCUGCGCAGGUGAACGCCAUUCUGGAUCCAUCGGAGCGAAUCCUCUCCACUAGCGUAUUCGAGGCGAUAGACUUCGUGAAGCCGUGCCUAGAGGCAGGGCUGCCAAUGAGCGCGUACUGCGGUAUGAGUGGGUACAGGACUGUGCUCACACUGCGCUCGUCUUUCCACGGCCCGCACGCAAGUGCAUUCUCCACAGACUCCACGGUUGCCGGCGACAGUGAAAAAGGCCGCGCCGUGGUUUCCUUUGAGAAAUGGCGCGAAGUGGUGAAGGCAACGCAGCCCACCUUGGUGGUGGUUGUACACGAAUCUGUUCCUCUUUGCGAGCCACUGAGCAAGCGGCGACGUGUUGCCACGACUCGCUCGGAGAUGUGGCUGGCUAAAACCGAAGAGGCGUCAGACCUGGGGUGCACGAUUCUGCCGUCCAUCUCGGUUGCUGGUACCCACGAUAGUGGGUACAUUGACGCCGUGCCCCGCGGGGAGAACAGCUACGAGUUUUUCCAAACGCUUCAGGCACUUCACCUAUCACCGAAAAAGUGUACAAUGUGCGUUGCACCCCACAUUCCUGCACUGCUUGCCGCGAUGGUGAGCAAUGUGUCGCUGAUAGAGUGCCCAGUUCCGUGGGCACUCGCCGAAAAAGGUGUAGCGCUGCUUCUUCCUGUGAAGGAGGCGACAGGGACGACCCCACAACCCGUUGUACCCCUUCUGGACUUAAAUGACAACGUGUUCGCCCUUGAUAUCAACCCUAUCGAUGAAGGGUGCGGCUGCUUCACCUGCAAGCGACACUGUCGCGCCUACCUGCACCAUCUUCUGACUGUGCAAGAAAUGAACAGCAACAUUCUCUUGGUCAUGCAUAAUCUUACGCAGGUAGUCCACCUCGUGCGAACCUACAGGUGUGCCGACGCGCCUGCGCGUGAGGCUCUUGUGAGUCGCGUUGCUUCCGCCCUUUGA